Messenger RNA from Helicoverpa zea (corn earworm), 5222 nucleotides. It is a transcript of the gene kkv, whose product is annotated as chitin synthase chs-2. NCBI's taxonomy places the organism in Eukaryota, Metazoa, Arthropoda, Insecta, Lepidoptera, Noctuidae. Gene Ontology annotation, molecular function: chitin synthase activity. Gene Ontology annotation, cellular component: cell septum; cell periphery. The transcript is spliced from 23 exons. Bases 163 to 4860 code for a protein of 1565 amino acids. The record is from RefSeq and is a predicted model, not a curated record.
AGCGCGCGGCCCGCCGACCGAACGCACGCGCGACCAUGCGCAGCGACGCCGUCCCGCGAGUGUACUCCACGCUUUAUCUCAACAUUGUGAAGUGAUACACAGUACACAUACGGAUUGCGAACGCUCAUCUUCUUAGGAUAUUUAGCACGAACAAAAUAAAACAUGGCGACGUCGGGAGGGAAGAGGCGCGAGGAGGGUAGCGACAACUCCGACGAUGAGCUUACACCGCUCGCCAAUGAAAUCUACGGUGGAAGCCAAAGGACAGUACAAGAAACGAAAGGAUGGGACGUGUUCCGGGAGUUCCCGCCGAAGCAGGACAGUGGGUCUAUGGAGACCCAGAAAUGUUUAGAAUUCACGGUGCGGUUGUUUAAGGUGAUGGCAUAUCUAGUCGUGUUCAUCGCCGUCCUCGGGUCCGGAGUCGUCGCAAAGGGCACCACGCUUUUUAUGACCUCACAGCUGAAGAAGGACAGGCGAAUUGCGUAUUGUAAUAGGAAUUUAGGUAGGGAUAAACAAUUUAUAGUAAGUCUGCCAGAUGAAGAGCGAGUGGCGUGGAUGUGGGCGAUCCUGGCAGCGUUUGCCAUCCCAGAAAUAGGAACACUCAUUCGUUCAGUAAGGAUAUGUUUCUUCAAAACUUCUAGAAGACCAACGAGUACGCAGUUUAUUGUGAUAUUCAUAGCGGAAUCGCUGCACACGAUAGGAAUGGGCCUUCUAUUCUUCUUGAUCCUGCCAGAACUGGACGUUGUGAAGGGAGCCAUGAUAACCAACUGUCUUUGCAUCAUUCCUGCGAUACUUGGCUUGCUUUCACGUAACUCGCGAGACUCCAAGCGGUUCAUGAAAGUCAUUGUGGAUAUGGCAGCGAUAGUUGCUCAAGUCACCGGGUUCAUAGUGUGGCCACUGUUGGAGAACAAGCCCGUUUUGUGGUUGAUACCAGUUUCAUCGUUAUGCAUAUCUCUGGGAUGGUGGGAGAACUACGUCACACGUCAAAGCCCCAUAGGUAUAAUCAAAAGUUUGGGCAGACUGAAGGACGAAUUGAUUUUCACCCGAUACUACACAUAUCGCUUCAUAUCUGUAUGGAAAAUCAUGUUGUUCCUCAUGUGCAUCCUCUUCAGUAUAUGGAUAGACGGAGACGAGCCUGCCAUGUUCUUCCAACUGUUCAAUACAGGUUUCGGACCCCACAGCAUCGUUGUAGAAGAGGUACAAAUCCAACUAGGCGGAACCGUCAUUCCUGAUCUGGCUAAUGUAACUCUAACCGGAGAUUCGGUAGAAGUGGCAGCUGCAUACAAAUCGGCAUUCUACGUGAUGCUCAUCCAAAUAUUUGCAGCGUACAUCUGUUACAUAUUUGGAAAGUUCGCGUGCAAGAUUCUCAUCCAAGGCUUCAGUUAUGCGUUCCCUAUCAAUCUCGUCAUUCCCUUGGUGGUCAAUUUGUUGAUUGCUGCAUGUGGUAUUAGAAAUGGCGACAAUUGUUACUUCCAUGGAACAGUUCCAGAUUAUCUUUACUUCGAAAGUCCACCCGUGUUUACACUCAGCGAUUUCAUAUCCCGUCAAAUGGCUUGGAUAUGGUUACUUUGGCUGCUGUCGCAAACGUGGAUAACUAUACACAUCUGGACACCUAAAGCCGAACGUUUGGCCUCAACGGAGAAGUUAUUCGUCAUGCCGAUGUACAAUGGUUUAUUGAUAGAUCAGAGCAUGGCUCUGAAUAGAAAGAGAAACGACCAGAGAGAUGUUAAGACUGAGGACCUCGCAGAAAUAGAAAAAGAAAAAGGCGACGAAUACUACGAAACUAUAUCUGUUCACACUGACAACACCGGUUCUUCUCCUAAAGCUAUCAAAUCGUCGGAUCAGAUCACCAGGAUUUAUGCAUGCGCUACUAUGUGGCACGAAACUAAAGACGAGAUGAUGGAGUUCUUGAAGUCCAUUCUUCGGUUGGAUGAGGAUCAGUGCGCUCGGCGAGUCGCUCAAAAGUACUUGCGAGUUGUUGACCCCGAUUACUACGAAUUCGAAACGCACAUUUUCUUGGAUGACGCAUUCGAAAUAUCAGAUCAUAGUGACGACGACUCCCAAGUGAAUCGAUUCGUGAAACUUCUUGUGGACACUAUCGACGAAGCGGCUUCUGAAGUGCAUCAGACGAACAUACGUAUACGCCCACCGAAGAGGUUACCAGCGCCUUAUGGUGGACGACUGACAUGGGUGCUGCCAGGAAAGACGAAGAUGAUCUGUCACUUGAAAGACAAGGCUAAGAUCCGUCACAGAAAGCGAUGGUCUCAGGUGAUGUACAUGUACUACCUUCUUGGUCACCGGCUAAUGGAGCUUCCGAUAUCCGUGGACCGUAAAGAAGUAAUGGCUGAGAACACCUACCUGCUGACCCUGGACGGAGACAUCGAUUUCCAACCUCACGCUGUACGACUGCUUAUCGAUUUGAUGAAGAAGAACAAGAAUCUGGGAGCUGCGUGCGGUCGUAUUCAUCCUGUCGGAUCAGGUCCCAUGGUGUGGUAUCAAAUGUUCGAGUAUGCUAUUGGUCAUUGGCUGCAAAAGGCGACGGAACACAUGAUCGGCUGCGUACUCUGUAGUCCUGGAUGCUUCUCUCUGUUCAGAGGAAAGGCUUUGAUGGACGACAACGUUAUGAAGAAAUACACUUUACGGUCUGAUGAAGCUCGGCAUUACGUGCAGUACGAUCAAGGGGAAGAUCGUUGGUUAUGUACGCUAUUACUGCAACGUGGCUAUCGUGUAGAAUACUCAGCUGCGUCCGAUGCCUACACUCACUGUCCCGAAGGUUUCAACGAGUUCUACAACCAACGUCGUCGCUGGGUGCCUUCCACCAUCGCCAACAUUAUGGACUUGCUCGCCGAUUGUAAACAUACUAUCAAGAUUAACGAUAACAUUUCGAGUCCCUACAUCGCAUACCAGAUGAUGUUGAUGGGUGGCACGAUCUUGGGUCCCGGUACUAUAUUCCUUAUGUUGGUGGGUGCCUUCGUGGCCGCUUUCCGAAUCGACAACUGGACUUCCUUCGAAUAUAAUCUUUAUCCCAUCUUGAUCUUCAUGUUUGUCUGCUUCACGAUGAAAUCCGAAAUUCAACUACUGGUGGCUCAGAUAUUGUCGACGGCAUAUGCUAUGAUAAUGAUGGCUGUGAUCGUCGGUACAGCUCUCCAGUUAGGCGAGGACGGCAUAGGAUCUCCGUCGGCUAUAUUCUUGAUAUCACUCUCAAGUUCGUUCUUCAUAGCCGCUUGCUUGCAUCCGCAGGAAUUCUGGUGCAUCGUACCGGGCAUCAUCUAUCUCUUGUCUAUACCCUCUAUGUACUUGCUUUUGAUUUUGUAUUCGAUUAUAAAUCUCAACGUAGUAUCAUGGGGUACUCGAGAAGUGCAAGUUAAAAAGACGAAGAAGGAAAUCGAAGCAGAGAAAAAAGAAGCUGAACUUGCGAAGAAAUCUGCAAAACAGAAAUCGCUGCUAGGUUUCCUUCAAGGAGUGAAUAGCAAUGAAGAAGAAGGCUCUAUCGAAUUCUCAUUUGCUGGGUUAUUCAAGUGUCUGUUAUGUACGCAUCCCAAAGGAAACGAGGAGAAAGUGCAACUGUUGCAUAUUGCCUCCACUCUUGAGAAAUUGGAAAAGAAAUUAGAUUCUGUUGAAAGGGCUGUUGAUCCGCAUGGCAUGAGCAGAGGACGUAAACUCUCUGUUGGGCCUAGAGGUAGCACAACUGGAGACCAUGGCUUAGAUGCUUUGGACGAAAGACCAGAAGAAGAAAACGAUUCAGAUUCCGAAACCGAUACUCUUUCUACUGUACCCAGAGAAAAGAGAGAUGAUCUCAUAAACCCAUAUUGGAUAGAGGAUCCCGAAUUGAAAAAGGGUGAAGUAGACUUUUUGAGUCCCGCCGAAUUAUCCUUCUGGAAAGAUCUCAUUGACAAAUAUUUGUACCCUAUCGAUGCUAACAAAGAAGAACAGGCUCGCAUUGCUGCAGACUUGCUCGAACUUCGCAAUAAGUCGGUUUUCGCAUUUGUUAUGUUCAAUGCUUUAUUCAUAUUGAUAGUAUUUUUAUUACAACUGAACAAAGAUCAACUCCACGUGAUUUGGCCUUUGGGAAUAAAGACAAAUAUUACGUACAUCGAGGAGACAGGCGAGGUUUUAAUUUCAAAAGAAUAUCUGCAACUUGAGCCAAUCGGUUUAGUGUUCGUGUUCUUCUUCGCCUUAAUUCUGGUGAUCCAGUUCUCAGCUAUGUUGUUCCAUCGAUUUGGAACCCUCUCGCACAUAUUAGCGUCUACAGAACUGAAUUGGUUCUGUUCGAAGAAGUCCGAUGACUUAUCUCAAGACGCUCUGCUAGAUAAGAAUGCAAUAGCAAUAGUGAAAGAUCUGCAGAAACUGAAUGGUCUAGACGACGAUUAUGACAACGACUCGGGCUCAGGUCCACAUAACGUCGGCAGAAGAAAGACCAUUCAUAACCUGGAGAAGGCCAGACAGAAGAAGAGGAAUAUAGGCACACUGGAUGUCGCGUUCAAGAAGAGGUUCUUCAACAUGAAUGCUAAUGAUGGACCAGGUACACCAGUACUGAACCGCAAGAUGACAUUGCGACGUGAGACCUUGAAGGCUUUGGAGACGAGGAGAAACUCCGUGAUGGCUGAACGAAGGAAAUCGCAAAUGCAGACACUUGGUGCCAAUAACGAAUAUGGAGUCACUGGAAUGCUCAAUAAUAACCACGGUGUCGUGCCUCGGCACAGAACAUCAACUGCCAACAUAUCGGUGAAGGAUGUCUUCGGCGAACCCAACGGAGGUCAAGUCAAUCGAGGAUACGAAACCACACUGGGCGACGAAGACGACAACAACUCAAUGAGAUUACAGCCUAGACAAAAUCAAGUUUCCUUCCAGGGUAGAUUUUAAAUGAGAGUUGCCAAACUAUUCAAAAGUGCCUAGGUUUAAACAAAUGUAGAUAUUAGAAAUAUAGACUGUAGUAAUAUUAUUAUAAUGAAAAACUCAGCAAAUGUUUGUGUGAGUAAUGUAUUGCUUGUGAUAUAAACUUUUUUUAAGGUUUGUGACAGCGGAAAGUGCGGUCAUAAAACACCCACAUUGGACAAUUUACAGCUUUAUUUUAAGAUAAAACAUACGAAUUUACACUGCCACUUAACUUUACAUUUAUUGAACUUUUUAUACCUAUUAAAAUAAUAUCUUUGCAAUGAAGAUUUUUAUUUUUAUAAAUAUAGACUUCGAAUUAGUGUUGUAUGUAUUAAAUGAGAUUAAAUUAA